CGAGUUCGGUACGGAACGGAACGGAAGGUGGUAUAUUCAUUAUUCAACACAUGUUUUCUGCUUUUCUAUGGAUCCGGAAGCUUGGCCUGCACAUAGUCCAACGAGAUGGGACGCCGUAAUCUUGAUAACCGGUCAGAUCCCAACUAGUUCGUUAUGCUUUCGUACUCGGCAGAUAUUCAUGAGAUGAAAACGUACUGGCCAUAUAUAUAUCAUCUCAGAUUUCCUCAGCUCUAUUUUUUCCGGAAACUAAGAAUUAGAGAAGAAAUUAUGGCUUUCUUAGCAACGGCUGAAGUUUGUGAUUCUAAUAUAGCUUAUCUUGCGAGUGGUGAGUUGCGGGUACUACAACCUGUUUUUCAGAUAUAUGGGCAAUGCCGUGCAUUUUCUGGCCCCAUUGUUACUCUUAAGGUGUUUGAGGACAAUGUGUUAGUGCGGGAGAUUCUUGAAACCAGUGGUGAAGGCAGAGUCUUGGUGAUAGAUGGUGGUGGAAGCUUGAGAUGUGCCUUGGUAGGAGGUAACUUGGUGCAGCUAGCUCAGAAUAUGGGCUGGGCUGGCAUUGUAGUAAACGGUUGCAUAAGAGAUGUAGAUGAGAUCAAUGGGUGUGACAUUGGGGUCCGAGCAUUGGCAUCAAACCCUCUGAAACCCAACAAGAAGGGCAUUGGUGAGAAAUAUGUACCUGUUUAUGUUUCUGGAACGUUAAUUCGUGAUGGGGAAUGGUUGUAUGCUGACAGUGAUGGGAUUCUCAUCUCUAAAACUGAGCUCUUCAUCUGAUUGAGGUGGCAUAGCCAUGCUUUCAUUGGCCCAUCUCACCUUAUGCCAUUUAACUCAGAUUGUGUUGAAGUUCUUGCAAUGCUUUCUUUGAACUAUUAUGCUUGGUUCAUUUGCAUAGACUUUGGUUUUCGUCCUUUUUUCUUCUGUGCAUAAGGAGUAUAUGCAUUGAUUGUAUACAACAUUGCUGCCUGGCUGUUUACGCAUGCUUAAUUUACACUCAGAAGUCCAAAUACUGAUUUUGAAGCAAC
Molecule: messenger RNA, 1016 nt
Organism: Cuscuta europaea
Lineage: Eukaryota; Viridiplantae; Streptophyta; Magnoliopsida; Solanales; Convolvulaceae
Source: the annotation of a GenBank genome assembly